AUGGUUCCUCGCUUUUCAGAACCACCUAUUGUCAUGUCUCCACCCGUCGAGGAGGUCAUUGAAGAGGUCGAAGACCUCACGAAACCUUUGCCUGCUCUGCCUACCACCGAAUUUUCUCGACCCUACACUCCUCGACGAGCCACAGCCCCAGACACACCUACAGCCCCAUCUCCCUUCUCAAAUCUCUCCGUAUCGUCCCUACCGCUACGGCCGCGCACUCGUUCACCCUUCGCACGAGGCCAUCUAAGGUCCAAGUCUUCCGGAAGCGGCUCUCUCAGUGCCCCACAAAUGACCCGGGCACAUUCAUCCCCAGUCCCCAACACCACAGGUCGUCCUAUAAUACCUCGCCCAUCCAGCCCUCUCGGACCUCCUCUUCGACACCGCAGCCCCAUGAGGAGGCAGUCAGACGAAUCAUUUUCCAGCUUCAGCAACCAACUAGACAUAGACCUGACCAUCUCCGAGAAUUCAGAAUUAGACCUGACGCCCCGAGCAACAGUGGAUCUCGACUCCGUGCCUGCUUCCCCCUCACCAUCACACAAUAAUUACCAGACUUUCCCUCGCAGCCGCCGACGGCCUGCGUCACCGCUUCACCAGAUUUCGCUGUCCGCUUUCUCUUCAAACACUUCGAAGCAUUCACUUCGCGCAUCCACUUCCACUCCUUCGUUGGCGGCUAGCCAAUACAAUGAAGCAUACCCGUCCAAUUACUCUUUCUCCUCCGGCUCGGUCCCGUCAACGCCCACAUCAUUGCGCUCUCGCUCUCCGAGCAUAUCAUCACUUGAGACCAUCCCCGACUCGCCUGAUGCGGAGCGGGAAGCUGAGAAUAUUGCUAGGCUGAAAGCUGCUGCUGACCAAGAAGAUCAGAGUGAAGAAAGUAUUGGGAGACGGGCUGGCUCUGAUGUCGGAGUGAGAGGGACAGGCAGAGGGGACAAGAGGAAGAGAUGGAGUGUUUGCGGGGCGGAGAGGAGGGGUGAUUUAGAUUUGGAGACGAUUUGGGAGGACUAA
Molecule: messenger RNA, 1002 nt
Organism: Letharia columbiana
Lineage: Eukaryota; Fungi; Ascomycota; Lecanoromycetes; Lecanorales; Parmeliaceae
Exons: 1
Coding region: 1-1002 (333 amino acids)
Source: RefSeq, a predicted model, not a curated record